AUGUGGGACACUUCCUGGCGCCAUGUUGCCUGCUUGAUUUUACAGCAAGGCAGGCACCAGUGGAUUGCUUUCUGUGCUGUGAGUGCUACUGCAGGGUGCUGUGAGGAGAGCAUGGGGGAGCAUGGAAUCCACAGCAUGAAUUCGGUGACCUAUGAGGAUGUGCACAUUGACUUCACUGAGGAUGAGUGGGUUUUGCUGAAUCCUUCCCAAAAGAGUCUCUACAAAGAUGUGAUGCUGGAGAUAUACAGGAACAUCACUGCUAUUGGGAACAGAUGGGAAGACCAUAAUUUUGAAGAGCAUUUUCAAAGUGCUAGAAAACAUGGAAGGUAUGAAAGAAACCGUAAUGGAGAGAAAUCCUCUGAAUAUACUCAGUGUGAUAAAGCCUUAGCAUGUUAUAGUCAUUUUCAAAGGCUUGAAAAAAUUCAUUCUGCAGAGAAGCCAUAUGAUGGUAUUCAAUAUGCUGAAGCCUUUGCAGCCUUUUCAUGUAUUAGUAGUCUCCAGCUUCAUACAAGAACACAUACUGGAGAGAAACCCUACACAUGUAAUCAAUGUGAUAAAGCCUUUUCACUGAACAGUAGUCUUCGAGUACAUCAAAGAACACAUACUGGAGAGAAACCCUAUGAAUGUAAUCAAUGUGGUAAAGCCUUUUCACGACAAUAUAGUCUCCAAAUACAUAAAAGAACACAUACUGGAGAGAAACCCUACAUAUGUAAUCAGUGUGGUAAAGCCUUUUCACAAAACAGUAGUCUUCGAGUACAUCACAGGACACAUACUGGAGAGAAACCUUAUCAAUGUAAUAAAUGUGAUAAAGCUUUUGUGAGUCAUGGUGAGCUUCACAGACAUAAAAGAACCCAUACUGUAGAGAAGCCCUUUGAAUGUAAUCAAUGUAAUAAGGCUUUUUCAGAUCACUCUAAUCUCCAAGUACACAAAAGAAUACAUACUGGAAAGAAGCCCUUUGAAUGUAAUCAAUGUGAUAAAGCUUUCUUGAGUUAUGGUCAGCUUUACAGACAUAAAAGAACACAUACUGGAGAGAAGCCAUUUGAAUGUAAUCAAUGUGAUAAAGCCUUUUCAUAUAUUAGUAGUCUAAAAACACAUAAAAGAAUACAUACUGGAGAGAAGCCAUAUGAAUGUAAUCAAUGUGAUAAAGCCUUUUCACAAGCCAAUAUUCUAAAAAGACAUACAAGAAUACAUACUGGAGAGAAGCCAUAUGAAUGUAAUCAAUGUGGUAAAGCCUUUUUACGGAUCAGUAGUCUAAAAACACAUAAAAGAAUACAUACUGGAGAGAAACCCUAUGAAUGUAAUCAAUGUGAUAAAGCCUUUUCACAAGCCAAUAUUCUAAAAAGACAUACAAGAAUACAUACUGGAGAGAAGCCAUAUGAAUGUAAUCAAUGUGGUAAAGCCUUUUCACAGAUCAGUAGUCUAAAAAAACAUAAAAGAAUACAUACUGGAGAGAAACCCUAUGAAUGUAAUCAAUGUGAUAAAGCCUUUUCACAAAUCAGUAGUCUAAAAAAACAUAAAAGAAUACAUACUGGAGAGAAGCCAUAUGAAUGUAAUCAAUGUGAUAAAGCCUUUUCACAAGCCAAUAUUCUAAAAAGACAUACAAGAAUACAUACUGGAGAGAAGCCAUAUGAAUGUAAUCAAUGUGGUAAAGCCUUUUCAUGGAUCAGUAGUCUAAAAACACAUAAAAGAAUACAUACUGGAGAGAAGCCAUAUGAAUGUAAUCAAUGUGGUAAAGCCUUUUCACGGAUCAGUAGUCUAAAAACACAUAAAAGAAUACAUACUAGAGAGAAACCCUAUGAAUGUAAUCAAUGUGAUAAAGCCUUUUCACAACUCAGUAAUCUGAAAACACAUAAAAGAACACAUACUGGAGAGAAACCUUAU
Messenger RNA from Arvicola amphibius (Eurasian water vole), 1881 nucleotides. Its product is annotated as zinc finger protein 431-like. The record is from RefSeq and is a predicted model, not a curated record. The transcript has 6 exons. Gene Ontology annotation, molecular function: DNA-binding transcription factor activity, RNA polymerase II-specific; RNA polymerase II cis-regulatory region sequence-specific DNA binding. Gene Ontology annotation, biological process: regulation of transcription by RNA polymerase II. NCBI's taxonomy places the organism in Eukaryota, Metazoa, Chordata, Mammalia, Rodentia, Cricetidae. The annotation marks the transcript as partial.